UCGCGGCAGCUGGUCGCGCCCGACACCGAGCACACGCAACAAAUCGCGAACGAUAUAUUUUACGAUACAACUUGAUAGAUAGAUCCUUGCGAUUUUUAAGCGUCGUGAAUCGUGAGUUUAUAAGUGCAUUGGACCAUGUUGUUUGCGAACUUUGCCGUCGAUAUGUUCGAGUACGCAUGACUUUGAUGAGACUGUCGUGAAAAACAGCACAAAUGAAGAUGACUGUAAAUCGCAUUCGGGUGGUAGUGUUGGGGAGUCCGCGGUGCGGGAAAUCGGCGGUCGUCGUGCGUUAUCUAACCAAGCGGUACAUAGGUGAAUACAGCUCUACAGGAGAUUUUCUUUAUCAGCACCGAGUCGCGUUCGACGGCGCGGUAUCUGAAGUCGAGAUUAUGGACACUUCUAACUGUGCAAUUCGUGGCUGCCUGGCAGAGCACGUGCGAUGGGGCGACGCGUUCGCCGUGGUGUAUUCAGUGUGUGAGCGGCGGUCCUUCCUGGCGGCCGCCGAGCUGCUAUCGCUCCUGGAGCGCACCCGGCUGCCGGGCUGCGCGGCCGUCACCCUCUUGGGGAACAAGAGAGACCUCGAACACGCUAGGGAGGUCCAUGCGGAGGAGGGUCAGGAGCUGUCGCUGCGGUUCGGGUGCCAGUUCUACGAGGUGUCGGCGGCGGAGUCGUGCGCGGGCGCCGCGCUCGCCUUCCACGCGCUGCUGCGCGAGGCGCGCGCGCUCGCGUUGCUGCUUCCUUCGCCUCGGCGCAAGCUCGCCGCCUAUUCUGUUUCUAAAGUAAUCGGCACAAUAUUUGGCAAAAAUAGCAAAAGUGUGCGAAAGAAAAGGCCGUCACUCAGCAUUUAAACUAAGAUUAAUGUUUCAUACAAAUAUUUAUUACUUAAGCCAUGGAGACUGCUUCGUUUGUAAAUAAAAUAAGAAAUCUAUUUAAUAAUAAGUCAGCAAAUGGAAAUGUUUUCCUUAGAAAUAUUGUUGAAGUUUUUAAAAAUCUUGUUAACCUGGCCGUCGUCGCAAUCUGCAAAUAUAGGUAGGAAUGCAUUAAAAAAUUGAGUAAUUUGACCCAAUAAUUAACAUUUCAUGUUUUCAUUGAAUUGAAAGUGGGAUAACUACUUACUUACCUGUUUGUGAAAUAGCGAACAAUGCCAGAUUAAUGAGAUUACACAAAAACUAUAAAAACGUUCCCUAGUUUUUAAGAACAACACUUGUACCUAUUUUAAAAAUCGCGUGCUUUCGACCUUUGAACACUUAGAGGAUAUAACCAACGGAGACGCCAUGUCUAAAAUUUUCGGUACAAAAUAGUCUGCCGUUUUUUGCGGGGGAGGGGCACAUCAAAUGUAUAGGUACGUCAUGUCAGAUAAACGUCAGUCCAUACAUAUGGUUGACAUGAGGUUGACCAUUGGCCGCCUAUUUUCGACAGAGGGGAACGCCUGUUAAUGGUGGCUCCAUUGUUAAUUACUCCGAGUUUGAACAACGUUGGCCAAGCAGGUUUGUAGCUGCACCAACGUAUCUGCACUUAUCAAAGAUCUUAUCUUAAUUAGAAAGGGUCUAUAUUUGUUUAAUUCGCAUAUCUGAUAUGUUGGUAGGCUUCCCCCUUAAUUAAACGUGCAAGACAAGUACGUCAACGUUAAACUCAAUCAUUAUGCUCUUUCGAUAAUUAUUCUCUGGAAUUACUGUAAUUUUUACAUUCAUCAUUUACGCUGCCGAUGCCGUUUUCACAAAUAGCCAUGUUUAUAAUGCAUCACUGAGUUUUUGGACAUCUAGUAUACUUAUUAAAAAUCCGGUUCGAAGAUUUAAAGAGUACUUUUACGUAUAUUAUUACGGAACUCUCCCCGAAUACUUGAUGCUGAUGGGAUAUAAUUUUGGCAGAUGGGCGACCUCAUUGUGUCAAUCUGUCUGGUAGGAUCUACAUUUGUUAAAAGAAAAGUAUCUAUUAUUUUCUUGUUCAAGUUGCAAGAAUGCUGGACAGGUCAGUAAAUAGUCCAUUAUGGUGACUUGAGAUGUGCCUUAAUAAUGAUUGAUUUAAAAACUCGACAAUCUAUGCUAGAAAAUCAUGUUUUUUGUAGUACUUAACACAUCUUUACUAACGAGCUCAGUAUUCUCGAUAGUUUUGUAAUUUUAUUGUAGAUAGCAGAUGCAAGUAAUCUUUUCAUAGUAAUUGUUUCUUAUUUUAGUGGUGUGCCACAUUAAAAAGCCUAAUCUCUUUAUGUUUAAUACAAAUUACGAUUGUAAGUUGUAUUGAGAGUAUUGAGCCUUGCUUUCUAGGGGUGCGGGUCGUGUGGAUCGAGCGUGACUCGCGGGGUCCGAUUACGGUACCCUACAAUAGGUGUAAUUGAGCCACUACAAGAACAUAUAAACUUAUAUCUGAGGUCACGAACGCUCGAUACAUUAAGCGUUGCUAUUUGUGAAAAUGUUAUUUAGCGAGAAAAUAAUUCAUUUCUGUCAACAUUAAAUAUAAUAUUUGUUCAUCGUACUGUUGUCUAUCGGUAGGUACGUCGUCAAGUUCUGAUAUUACUUACUGACUAAAACAAGAAUUAUGAGCUUUAAAUUGGUAACUUGACAUGAUGGCAUUGAUGGCACUGACUAUACAUUUGUAGGUGACCGAAUUGCCACCGUUAGCGCCUAAAUGAUUCAGAAUUGCAGAUGUCUUUACUACGCCACAUAUAUAAUAAUCGCCUUUUACUAAAUAUGUAAGUAUAUCGUGUAAAUAAAGUCAGUAUUCCUUGUAAAUAAUUCAUUUAAUAAUGUAUAUUUAAUACACCUCGCACUAGAGUUACGACUGACUCAACCAAUUGUAAAUAUUGAUGUUAAAAGUUCAUCUUAGCCUUUAGAUAUAACAUUUAUACCUAGUAAAAUAAUAAAACUCGAUAGUAAAAUAAA
Molecule: messenger RNA, 2879 nt
Organism: Cydia fagiglandana
Lineage: Eukaryota; Metazoa; Arthropoda; Insecta; Lepidoptera; Tortricidae
Product: ras-related and estrogen-regulated growth inhibitor-like protein
Exons: 6
Coding region: 213-848 (211 amino acids)
Molecular function (GO): GTPase activity; GTP binding
Source: RefSeq, a predicted model, not a curated record